AAGCUUGAAGCUUGAAGCUUGGUGAUUCUUCAAGCUUGAAGCUUGAAGCUUGGUGAUUCUUCAAGCUCCAUUUCUGGGUUUUGGAUUCAGUGAUUCUUCAAGCUCGGUGAUUCUUCAACUCUUCACUCUUCCUUCACCACAAUCACUCUUCCAUCACUGUGUGUGGUAUGGAGACUGGAGAGACCCAUAACCAUGUGGGUCGAAAAGUUCUCAGAAGAAGAAGGGAUCGGUGAUGUACUGCUGUACUGGUGACUGGUUUGUGGCCCAAUGUCAAACUCGGUUACAAGCCUAACCGUACCGAACCGACCGAUUAAAUCGGUAUACCGACUUCUCGGUAUACCGGAUUUUGUGGCCGGUAGUGGUAUAGUUUUUUGCAUACCAGUAUAAGUUGGUACGGUACAUGGUAUCAGCUCGUAAGCUUCGGUACCGAACCGAACCCAGCCCUAGCAGGUGUAUUGAAGUCGAGCAACAAUCAUUGCUCCAUUUCAAGAAAAGUCUUGUAUUUGAUUCUUCCAAAUCCUCCAAGCUUAUCACAUGGAAUUCGAGUACCGACUGCUGUUCUUGGCUUGGUGUAACUUGCAGCACUAAUGGGAGUGUUGUUUGUAUUGACAUCAGUAGCGAGUCUUUCUCAUCAUUCUCACGCAGCAUUGACAAUUCCAGCAGUCUGUUCCAAAUUCAACAUCUUCAGAGCCUCAAUUUAGCCUAUAACUACUUCAAUGGCUCAUCAAUUCCAUCUGCAAUCGAAAAGCUUACAGAAUUGAGCAAUGCGACUGAGGAUCACAUAACCUCAGACACAGAGGUCUUCAUCACCCACCUGGAAAUUCGAAGUAGUUUCAUUCCAAUCACCCUGUCGUUUUGUCCUAACUGCCAGUCUCAAUUUCAACCUCUGAUCGCUGGAGAUUAAGCCUCAUUUCUCCUUCUCCCAAUUCCAAACCGCCGGCCCCACUGCCUCCCAGGUCUGCGUCUUCCAUGUUCUCGACAGAACGACACCCUUCACCUCCACCCUCAUUCGCCCCGUCCUCCACCUUCGUCGCCCAUCCAAACGU
This is a messenger RNA of Rosa chinensis, 1046 nucleotides long. Its product is annotated as receptor-like protein 7. The transcript is spliced from 3 exons. Lineage: Eukaryota; Viridiplantae; Streptophyta; Magnoliopsida; Rosales; Rosaceae. The coding region runs from base 401 to 904 and encodes 167 amino acids. The record is from RefSeq and is a predicted model, not a curated record.